AGUAAGCACCAAACAUUUGUCUGCAUUCUCCGGAUUUACUUCUUAUAUAAUAGAAAAUGGCUACCCAGACAUCAACACUAUUACUGAUCAGCUUUAUACUGGUUCUGAUAGCUUACCUGUUUGAUAUUAUCGGGUUCUCAACAACAUACCAUACCGUUGUUGAUGGUACCAGUUUCGAUGUCCAUGGCGGACUAUGGAAACAGUGUGUAACAGUCAAUGAUGUUACAACAUGUACAGACAUUUCUAGCUCAUUUGAAGAUGAAGAUUGGUUUAGAUCUUGUCGAGCUCUCAGCAUCAUUGCAUUGAUAUGUUUCCUAGCUGGUGCCAUUUGUACUGGGCUAAAACUGUUUGCUCUGAAGGAGAAUAAAGCAAUACUCAUCGCUGCAAUUUGUACAAUACUAACUGCAGCAAUUUGUAUUCUUACGUCGGAUAUACUGUUGACACAGAACAUUGAUGAUUUUUCAUUCAAUGGAUUUGAUGCUGAUUAUGGAUGGUCCUUCGCCCUAACCCUUGUAGGAAUGGGUCUCGCUGUGAUCGCCGUAGUCAUUAUGAUUGUAGAUCUGGUGAAAGGAAGCGGUAAUGGGAAGGUGAACAGUAAUGACGAAGAAAAAUAAACUACAUUUGUACAUGUAUUUCGAAAACAGAGAACAGACAUAAGACAUACUAUAAUGUUCAUUUUUAUCAAUUAAACUUUGUUUGUA
This is a messenger RNA of Mytilus californianus (California mussel), 701 nucleotides long. RefSeq lists its product as uncharacterized. NCBI's taxonomy places the organism in Eukaryota, Metazoa, Mollusca, Bivalvia, Mytilida, Mytilidae. The transcript has 4 exons. Gene Ontology annotation, cellular component: plasma membrane. The record is from RefSeq and is a predicted model, not a curated record. The coding region runs from base 57 to 614 and encodes 185 amino acids.